This is a messenger RNA of Thrips palmi, 499 nucleotides long. It is a transcript of the gene Roc2, whose product is annotated as RING-box protein 2. The coding region runs from base 91 to 420 and encodes 109 amino acids. Gene Ontology annotation, molecular function: cullin family protein binding; zinc ion binding; ubiquitin protein ligase activity. Gene Ontology annotation, cellular component: nucleus; Cul5-RING ubiquitin ligase complex. NCBI's taxonomy places the organism in Eukaryota, Metazoa, Arthropoda, Insecta, Thysanoptera, Thripidae. The transcript is spliced from 2 exons. The record is from RefSeq and is a predicted model, not a curated record. Gene Ontology annotation, biological process: protein ubiquitination; ubiquitin-dependent protein catabolic process.
CUUGACCGCGAUUCGCUAUUGUUUGUCGUCGGCACUUUGUUUACAUCGAGUGGUUUGAAACGAAGUGUCAGAAGUGCUCUCCGAUUGACGAUGGCAGACGAAGAAAACUCAUCCGACCGUGCCGAUGGAGAUACUCCAAAGCCAGAGAAGAUGUUCACGCUCAAGAAGUGGAAUGCCGUGGCCAUGUGGAGCUGGGACGUCGAAUGCGACACUUGUGCCAUUUGCCGGGUGCAAGUCAUGGAUGCCUGCUUGCGGUGUCAGGCCGAGAGCAAGACGGGCAGCGGAAAGCAAGAUUGUGUCGUAGUUUGGGGAGAAUGCAACCACAGCUUCCACUACUGCUGCAUGUCGCUGUGGGUCAAGCAGAACAACAGGUGUCCCUUGUGCCAGCAGGAAUGGAGCAUCCAACGAAUGGGAAAAUAAGAUCAAGAUUAAUAUUGAAUUGCUGUGGCUUGUUAAUUAGGUUUAUGUGGGUUUUGAUAAUAAAGUAUUAUGACUGUGA